AUGAGCGAAGAGGAUAAGAUGGAGGUGGACUCGGACGUGGUGGAACAGCGUUCGUCCGAGGUUCCGCAGGCGACGAAGACGAAACCCAAGAGGUUUGAGAUCAAGAAAUGGACGGCUGUGGCGUUUUGGUCUUGGGAUAUUGCUGUGGACAAUUGCGCUAUCUGCAGGAAUCAUAUUAUGGAGCCUUGCAUUGAAUGCCAGCCUCUAGCCAUGACAGAUACCGAUAACGAAUGCGUAGCAGCCUGGGGUACGUGUAACCACGCCUUCCACCUACAUUGCAUCAAUAAGUGGAUCAAGACCAGAGAUGCGUGUCCGCUGGAUAACCAGCCGUGGCAGCUGGCCAGAUGCGGGCGAUAG
Torulaspora globosa is the source of this 357-nucleotide messenger RNA. It is a transcript of the gene HRT1, whose product is annotated as SCF ubiquitin ligase complex subunit HRT1. The record is from RefSeq and is a predicted model, not a curated record. The transcript has a single exon. Gene Ontology annotation, cellular component: nucleus; cullin-RING ubiquitin ligase complex. NCBI's taxonomy places the organism in Eukaryota, Fungi, Ascomycota, Saccharomycetes, Saccharomycetales, Saccharomycetaceae. Gene Ontology annotation, molecular function: zinc ion binding; cullin family protein binding; ubiquitin protein ligase activity. Gene Ontology annotation, biological process: ubiquitin-dependent protein catabolic process; protein ubiquitination. Bases 1 to 357 code for a protein of 118 amino acids.